AAAUUCGUUCAUUUGUACUUUUAACGACAAGCAACGUACCCAUUUACGAUAGAAAGCAUGGCUUCGGAAGAAAGCGAAUUAGACAGUGUGGACUCAGAUACAGAGCUCCAAGAAGCUUUCCGGAGAGGGGAAUUGAAACCAGGCUUAAAUAUAGAAGCAAGAGCACCCAAGGUGCAUAUAAAUAAUGUGGCUGGAAUGAAAUCAAAACUUCAAGAGAUAUCUCAGGCUAUCCCAUGGGUCGAGAGACUGGACAGCACCUGUGACCCUGCUGCAGAUGUAUUGGGAACAGAAAAGGAAUCUGGGGAAGAUGUUGUACAUGAUGACUUCAAAAGGGAGAUGAGAUUUUAUAGACAAGCUCAAACCACAGUUUUAGAAUCAAUUCCAAGGUUACAUUCACUUGGUAUUCCCACAAGUAGACCUGAAGACUAUUUUGCACAGAUGGCCAAAGCAGAUGAACAUAUGACAAAAGUUAGAGAGAAACUCCUUGCUAAACAAGUGUCAAUGGAUAGAUCUGAAAAAGCGAAGAAACUGAGAGAACUUAGAAAGUUUGGAAAAAAGGUUCAACAUGAGGUGCUUCAGAAAAGGCAAAAAGAGAAACGUGAAAUGCUUGAUGCUGUAAAAAAAUACAGAAAAGGACAAGAUAAUAAACUGGAUUUUUUGGAAUCUGGCAAACAAAAGAUAGAUGGGAACAAAAAGCAAAUUCAUCAACCAGGGAAAAAGAGGCAAUUUAAAAAUAAGAAAUUUGGGUUUGGUGGACAAAAGAAAAGGUCUAAAUAUAACACAUCCAAAAGUGCUAAAGAUAUGUCAGACUUCAGUGUCAAGAAACAUGCCACAAGACCAGGAGGUGUCAAGAAGGCUAAGGCUGCAAGUAAAAACAGACCAGGGAAAAGAAGAAGACAGAAAGGAAAAAACAAAUAACUAGGCCACUGAGAAGAAGGACAUAUGUAACUUUACAAGUACAAAUUUGGUCCAAAAAAUGUUCUGUUGGAGGUUAUUUCUGCAAAAAUGGAGUAAUUCAGAGAAAACAAGUUCUUUAAACUGUGUUGGUACAUUGUGGACCAUGGGUACUAUGGAAAUGCCUCUUAAUAUCUAGUAUAUCUCUUAAAGAGAAAUGAAGCUGACAUUCUUAACAUAACUGGGCAUGUGAAGGACUUCAUAUAAAUUUGGGUUUCAUUCUCUUCACCUUGAAUGAUUGUAUUUAUAUAAAUUUACAAAGAAAGGAUACCAUGAAAGAUUGUAGUAAGGAGAAAAAUUAACAUUAAUGAGGGUUUUUGUACAUAUAUAAUUAAACAAAUGAAAAUAAAAUAAAAUAAUAUAUUUAUGUCACUAUGCCUUCAGUUCACAAUCAACAGUGGUUUAUUAAUUUAAACAUACAGUAUAAAUAAAAGCAAUGCUGUUUUAGCAUUGUAUUGCUUGGUUGUAUCAUGCUUUCCUUUUUCAACAUAAUCCCCAUCUUACAAGGAGUACCACUAGACACCACAGGAUUUAUCAGGCUGUAUCUAAAACUUCCAAGUUAUUCCUUGUACAGAGGGUCAAUACACUCCAGGGUUACAAAAUGAAUCAUUAAGAUUUUCGGAGUGCCAUUUAAUCCUGGAUUUCCCAUAGUGGAAGAAGUUGUUACCUGGGAGGUAACCAUAAAUUUGUCUUAUUUAACUGUUUUGAUACAUGUUCAGCCUC
Molecule: messenger RNA, 1677 nt
Organism: Lingula anatina
Lineage: Eukaryota; Metazoa; Brachiopoda; Lingulata; Lingulida; Lingulidae
Product: putative rRNA-processing protein EBP2
Biological process (GO): ribosomal large subunit biogenesis; rRNA processing
Cellular component (GO): nuclear periphery; preribosome, large subunit precursor; nucleolus
Source: RefSeq, a predicted model, not a curated record